Messenger RNA from Psilocybe cubensis, 2739 nucleotides. RefSeq lists its product as uncharacterized. The record is from RefSeq and is a predicted model, not a curated record. The transcript is spliced from 12 exons. Gene Ontology annotation, cellular component: DSIF complex. Lineage: Eukaryota; Fungi; Basidiomycota; Agaricomycetes; Agaricales; Agrocybaceae. Bases 1 to 2739 code for a protein of 912 amino acids. Gene Ontology annotation, biological process: regulation of transcription by RNA polymerase II; transcription elongation by RNA polymerase II; regulation of DNA-templated transcription elongation. Gene Ontology annotation, molecular function: mRNA binding.
AUGAAGCGGCGUUCCAAUGUCCAGAAAAAUGUUGCUCAAUUUCUGGAUGUAGAAGCGGGAGUUGACGAUGGCGAGGAGGCGGACUCCGGCGAGGAAGAGUCUGAACAAGAACUAGACAACGAGUUUCUCGAUGAACAGGAAGUCGACGGAGUAGACGUCCACCCUCGGUCGCUGGAUGAAUAUGCUCAAAUGAACGACGAAGCUCUAGAGGCGUUACUACUGCGAUCCAAGGAAAGAAGCCUUGCGGAAUCAAACCGACGAAAAUCAAACUGUGUAGACGCAGCAGAUGAUAUAUUUUCUCCCAGUUUUUUGCCUGUAUUAACUGAAGCGGAUUUUCCCCUGUGGAAGGUGACUUGUCGCGUUGGCAGGGAAGAAUUGGCUAUUGCAUCUUUACUAUUAAAUGCUCAGGACAAGCACAAAAUUCGAUCUGCUUUUUCUGUUGAGAGGAUGAAGGGAUGUAUAUUUUUGGAAACACUUUGGAAUCCCAAUACCGUCGAUCUGUUGAAGAAGACUCCGGGCGUUUUGGUAACAAAGCGAGGCGUACAACAAUCAUUAGUUUUGCCUGACGAUUACCGAGAAAUACUUCGGGGACAAGGCAAAAUCUCACCCCCAAAACGUGGAUCCUGGGUCACCGUCUCAAAAGGUGCAUAUCGAGGAGACGUCGCGCUGGUGAAGGAAACAGAAGGGAGGCUUGUACGCCUGUUAAUGCUUCCUCGUCUUCCCUUACCCGGUGCAAGCAGGGUCACCAAAAGAAGGAAGACAGACCAUUCUGGAGAUUCUGUUCUUUGGUCGAAGACGCAAUGGACGGAGUGGUUGAAUUCUCAAGGGCGCUCCCAUCAGGUCGUAGAGCAUACGGAACACUGCUGGCAAAUAGGGAAUACUCUUUUCGAACAUGGACUGAUGAUUCAGGACAUUGGACAGGAUUCUAUCGAUGUCGUCGUCGAGGAAAUGCCCUUUCAUUACUUCCGGCUUUUUCAACAAUCUACGCACAGCUCCCUGGACUCCUCAUACAUGCUACGUCCCACCGAGUGGAAAUUUGAACCUGGAGAGGCCAUUCUGGCGGCAAGUAUUGAAGGAUCGCAAUCUAGAGAAGCCUCUGUAGUCGCUAUCCAUCCGUACUAUUUAGAGGUGGCAUACACAACCCAUGAUUCGCAUAAUAUCGCAGAUACCUCGCUGGUGCCGUGGAUUCGCGUGACAAAAUUGUUUCAACUCGGCGAUUACGUUUCUGUACAGAGCGGGGAAAAUCAGGGCGUUGAAGGUUGGCUAAUUGCGAAAACAAAUGAGGCGGUCGUGAUAGGACUUUUCGACUCGGACCUUCUGACAAUCCCAAGUUUGCAAGUCUUGGACAAUAUACAGACAAUAGAAGCGCCUAUAAACUGGGUGCAUGUUUCAAAAGCUCCUUUUCAACAUCGGAUGAAAGAAAACAAGAAAAAGAAAGUUGAAAUCCCUUCUGAGGCUCGUCAUUUUUGGACGCUUUUGCCUCUUGGAGAUCGACAUGCCUUUGAUGGGAUGCCUACCCUUCUUAAUAACCCUGACAGAUCUGUCGACACUCUAUCACAGUCUGCUGAACGAUCUGGUACCCCUAUUCCAACCAGCCCAAUCGCCGACGGGCAAUGGGAUCCUUCAGCACCGUUACCCCACAAUCCUCAAUCCUCAAUGUUGCCCUCGGAAUACUCUCAUCCCUCCCACGUUCUAUUCAAAGAAAUGCUGGUGGGACAGAAAGUCGCCGUCUAUAUCAAAGGGGGUUCAUUCAAAGAUUCCAAACGACAUUACUUCGUAACUAUCGCUCGAGACGAAAGAAACCAUUUCACAUUGCUUUUGCUGCGCCAAAAAAGGCCUUCAAUGACUCUACAGCCAGAAUGGGUUACGCCAAAGCAUCCCAGCGGGACUCACACUAACGACCUGCUGUUUGUUGUUGAUGGAGAGAACCAACACCAAUUUGUUCGCCGGAUCGCUCAGCGAGACUUAGUGAACCAAUCCCCUAUCCUUUUAGUCAAUCCGGUAAUGAGGAGGGAAGGGCAAUCCGAUAUUUUAUGCGGGGUUCCUUUUGAGGUAGAAUCUACUGCGACCAUCCCACCGCCUGGACCUUCAGCUGCCGCCCGCCAGAUCCUCAAUGACAUAAAAAAAGAUGACCUGAUUGUUUCUUGUAUCAAGGCCCUUGAGAUUUCUUUUGACCUCUCAAGGCUUGCACCACGUCGCAGCCGGGCAUAUAUUUUGGUCAUGGUUCUAAUUUCAACAUUCCUUCUGGCUGUAUCAGAGGUGGCUGAGAGGUCUGAAGGUCGGCGCUAUACCCUGGAAUCUUUCAAUUUUCUCCAACGUGCAACCCGUGAAGCUCGACAAGCAGUUGCUAUGGAUGUGGCUCAACAUUGCGACCAAACUCGCGUCGAUGUCCCAACACCUGAGUCAAACACCUUUCCCGUCCUCUCAAAUCGUAAUGAUUCCCACUUCCAAUAUCAGGCGGCAAAUGCGCUCCACAACCUCUUGUUGGAGAACUCUGGGAUUCUCGAAGAACGUAUUAUAACUUGCAGUCGAUCCAUGGUCGAAGAAGCGGCUGAAUUCGCGGAUAACGACGUUUUUGAACUUGCCACUAUCCUUGCUGCUAUCCCCUCGGUCAACUUUCAUUUGAAUAUGGAUCUAAUUCAAGAUGCAGCACGUGCCGUCUAUGUCGCAGCUGGUCUACGCCGAGACCUAGAUGAAGCGUUGAAAAUAUGCAGCUUGGCCUUGACAAAAAAAGAGUGA